Messenger RNA from Macadamia integrifolia, 1047 nucleotides. RefSeq lists its product as uncharacterized. The transcript has 2 exons. Lineage: Eukaryota; Viridiplantae; Streptophyta; Magnoliopsida; Proteales; Proteaceae. Gene Ontology annotation, molecular function: nucleic acid binding; RNA-DNA hybrid ribonuclease activity. The record is from RefSeq and is a predicted model, not a curated record. Bases 1 to 1047 code for a protein of 348 amino acids.
AUGGGGCACUUCACCGUUGAGUCUGCCUGGAAUGCCCUUAGGUCCCCAUCAUCUUCGGUUUUUUGGGAUAAGGUUAUCUGGCAUAAAUUCCUUCCGCCUAGGCUCUCUACCCUGGGUCGUCGCUGGUUGCAUGACAAGAUCCCUACUGAUGAGAAAAUUCAAUCUGGAGGAACUCACCUUCCUUCUAGCUUCUCAACUGAGUUAUGGAGGAAGGUUUUAGACUUGUUUAACGUAGCCUGGACCAGCAAAGAUUCAGCGAUAGACAUGGUUGUUUGGUGGCGCAACAAGGGCAAAGGAUGGUCUUUAAAGAUGGGUUGGACGUUCAGUUUGCUUGUUACGAUGGCUGUGAUCUGGAAUGAAAGAAAUCAGAGGCGCUAUGAGGGUAAAUCGAGAAGCGCAACAUUAGUCCUUCGUGGCAUUAAAAGUGAGAUUUCUUUUUUAUGUAGUAGUAAAAAAUUCUACCCCAAAUCUGUAGAGGACCUCAUUAUCUGUAGAAGACUUAAUCUUGGUACUGCUCCCCGUAGCAGACAAGGGAUUCUGAAAGUCCAUUGGUGCAAGCCUAUCCAGACUUGGGUGAAGCUAAAUGUUGAUGGGUGUUCCCUUGGCAACCCUGGUCGUGCAGGAUGCGGAGGUAUUUUUCGGGACCACCAGGGGAGAAUGAUGCGGUGCUUUAGUUUCUCCCUGGGCGUGGAUUCCAGCUUUUCAGCUGAGAUUUGGAGCAUGAUUAAAGGCAUUUCGAUUGCUCAAGACCUACAUAUAUCUCACCAUUGGAUCGAGUCCAACUCCUCUGCAGCGGUUUCCCUCUUUCACCACAGGCUCAUUCCAUGGUUUGUGUAUCAAGAAUGGUGCCAUCUCCUUUCAUACUUGAUCUCUGUAGAGUGGAAGAUUACUCACUGCUUCAGGGAAGCUAAUCCUGUUGCUGACUACUUGGCAAAGACAGUGGCUUCAUCUGGAGCCUCCUCUGAUGAGGCUACCCUGCCUCCUAUGUUGAUCAAUGAGCUGAUUACAGAUGAAGGGGGGCGGCCUAGAUAUAGAUUUUAUUCUUAG